AUGAAGUACUAUGAGACACUGGCUGAUCUACCGGCAGGUGAUGCGAAGUACUAUGCUCACUUCACGGCGCAGGUGUUUGUUGUUCAAAAGAGAGAUGCCCAGGUGAUACUGACGGUCUCAGACCUCACUGAGAACCCAAUGUUCAGAUGUCGGUUUGUCGAUAGGGUGUUCUUUGGGUCGCUGGAAGAGAAGAUUGGCGUGGAGAAGCUGGUGCAAGUGAUUGUGUUGGAUGACUCGUGGGAUGAGCUGGUGAGCGGGUUCGUGUCGGUCACUGGGGACUCGCUGUUUGUUCGACCAGGCACUCGUACAAACGUUGCCAAGUAUGGCCUGUUUGUUGAUUUCCAUGUGAAGGUGAAGAUGUACUCUAACUCGUUAGAGUGCGUGAUUUCAGAGAUGGACCCUGAAUCAGAGAUGCAUCUGAUUGGUUACCACUUCAAGAAUCUUGAUUUUGAGCUCAGACAUCGAACAUUCACCAAUGUAUUGGAGAACACGCCUAUGGAGUUUCUGAUCGCAGAAAGACACAAUUACGAAAGGGUGUUUGGAGUGGAGCUUUUCCAAAGGAUCCUUGAAGGACUGCAGUACGAUGGUAAGCUCAUCCCACUCUGCGGAUCACAAAGCUCUGAUAUUAAGAAUGAUUCCCCUUUCCCUGAGUUACCGACAGAUGAUGAGUUUGAGAGGGAUUAUAGAUCGAAACGUAUGGAAGCGGAGCUCACUCAAGACGACGCCGAGGCACAGAGCGGAGGAAACUCAGCUGGUGCUUCAUUUCGUGAGCUGAACUUGACCAAUGAUGAUAUUCCUCGUGAAGUUGAGGGAUACAUCAUUGAGAUCAACAACAUUGACAAGUUCUGUACCAAGACAGAGCCCAGAUCGAUACCCAAACUCAACCAGUUGGAUCUUUACAUGGUCCUGGAUCUUUCAAGCAAAAAGCCACUAGAUGAAUUGGACCUGUUACAAAUCACGGUCCCAGCAACGGAACUGUAUACGUUCUUUGAAAUGGAUGAGAUUGAGCAAAUCUACGUCGACUCUUCCAAACUAUCCAAUAGGAUGAGGAACUUCAUGUGUGAAAGAGUACGUUUGAACAUUGUGCGAACAAAGAGAAGGAUCAGCGACUCUAACUACAUCCUUGGAUGGACAUUGGUGAACACCACGUUGAAUCAAAUCGACAUUAGACUGCAUUGA
Williopsis jadinii is the source of this 1179-nucleotide messenger RNA. It is a transcript of the gene CDC13, whose product is annotated as telomere-binding protein CDC13. The transcript has a single exon. The record is from RefSeq and is a predicted model, not a curated record. Bases 1 to 1179 code for a protein of 392 amino acids. NCBI's taxonomy places the organism in Eukaryota, Fungi, Ascomycota, Saccharomycetes, Phaffomycetales, Wickerhamomycetaceae.